CGGUUUAGAGGAGAAGGGUGGUUUAGAGCGGGUGCUGGAGCUGCAGCUGCGGGUAAAAUGGCGUCGGGGGCCAUUACAGCGGAGGGCAGGCGGAUCGGGGAGCUGCGGGUGGUGGAUCUAAAGACGGAGCUGAAGCGCAGGAACAUGGAUAUUACCGGGGUUAAGACCGUGCUGAUCGCCCGGCUCAAACAGGCCAUAGAAGAUGAAGGUGGUGAUCCAGAAAACAUUGAAAUCCCAUCAUCAGACACGCCCACUAGAAAAAUGGGGAAAUCAAAAGGAAGGAAAGCCGACUCAGACGUUGACACCACAAUGGAAGAGGAGACCUUUUCCAAGGAGGCUGAAGAGGAGGAAUCAGAGAAAGAUGUAACUGAUACUGAUGAUGCUACUCGUGAAAAUUCUAAGUCCUUCUCCGGCGGGGACGGCCUCGCCGAGCCUGAGGCACAGCCAGAAGCAGAUGCGGAUGCAGAGCCUGAGAUUGAGGCCGAGGUGGAGCCUGAGCCUGAGCUUGACGCUGAGGCUGACGCUGAGGCAGAUGCCGAAGCUGAACCAGAACCUGAACCUGAACCAGAACCUGAACCUGAAGGGCCGGCGAUGGAGGCCUCGGAGAGUGAACUCGCUCCCGAACCGGCCAAAGAGGUUGAAGACGAUAACAUUUCCGUCACCAUCCAGGCUGAAGAUGCCAUCACGCUGGAUGUGGAUGGGGACGACCUUCUGGAAACAGGUAAACAUGUGAAAAUUCCAGAUUCUGAGGCAGACAAGGGCAGCGAGGAGCCGGGAGCCUCUGCCGAGACGAGGCAGGAGGCAGACUCCCUGGCCGAAGCCAAGGACGGCCACAAAGACGGGAAGAGAGAUGACGGGCCCAAGUCCGAUGCCGCCAAGAAGGACGGCAGAGAGGCCUUGAAGAAAGCCGAAACGGGAGACAAAGACAAGGAUUCUGGGAAGAAAGGCCCCUCUUCUGCUGGGGCGGCAGGUCAAGCAAAGAGCUCCUCAAAAGACAGAGAUGGAAAGACCACGAAGGAUGAGAAAGGUGGAACUGGCAGUAGCAGCACUAGCUCUACUCGCAACUUGUGGGUGAGCGGCCUGUCCUCCAACACCAAAGCAGCAGAUCUGAAGAAUCUGUUUGGCAAAUAUGGAAAGGUCUUCAGUGCAAAAGUAGUCACUAACGCCCGCAGCCCUGGAGCUAAAUGCUAUGGAUUAGUGACCAUGUCAUCCAGUGCAGAGGUAGCAAGAUGCAUCUCCCACCUGGAUCACACAGAGCUUCACGGCCAGCAGAUCUCAGUGGACAGGGUUAAAAGUGACCCUUUUAAGAAAGACUUCUCGAAGAAAGAAGGAGAGGACAAAACUGGUUCUGGUAAAAUCUCAUCAGAAAAGCGUACCCCUACUGGGACAAAGACUACCAGCAAGACUCAGGCCUCCUCCAAAAAGGAAGAGAAGAAGUCUUCUGAAAAGGAGACCAAAGAGUCAUUGAAGAAACUGGAGACCAAAGGCCCGAAGUCUGAGGCUCUGUCCUCCAGCUCUGGGCCAGAGGCCAAGAAGGAUGAAAAGAAGCAUGGUCGAAAGAGUCCUGGAAAGAUGGUCAUAGGUGACCAAGUUAAGAGAGACCAAGGCUUUAAACCCCGCCCUCCAUUCAGAAGAGGAGGGAGAUUUGACAAGCCUGGACCUCCCAAUCUGAUGAACAGGCGACCCCGGUGGGUGGGUCCUCCUGAAGAGAUGGAUUUAAUGAAGAAAGGAAGGCCUUUCCUUAACAAAGGUGGCAAUUACGACAUCCUUCCCUUUGAGAAAAUGAAGGAGCAGAGGAUGCGAGAGCGCAUGGUCCGAAUGGAGCGAGUGCGCAGGGCCAUGGAACUUCGCAGGCGGCGUGAGAUUGCGGAGCGCGAGCGGCGAGAGCGCGAGAGGAUCCGUGUGAUGCGUGAGCGAGAGGAGCGGGAGAACCUGAUGCGUGAGCGGCAGAGGCUGGAGAUGGAGAGGCAGAAGCUGGAGCGAGAGCGUAUGGAACGAGAGAGGCUGGAGAGAGAGAGAAUCCGAAUAGAGCAGGAGCGGCGAAAGGAAGCGGAGAGGAUGGCCAGGGAACGGGAGGAGUUGAGGAGGCAGCAGGAACAGCUUCGCUACGAGCAGGAGAAACGCAACAACCUGAAGAGGGGCCGUGAUGUAGACCACAGGAGAGAUGACUCCUACUGGAACGGCAACAAGAAGAUGCAGCCCGAGUCAGAGGGCCGGAUCAGCCAGGCCUCAGACUACGGUAACCGCCAGCAGGGCCGCUUCAAUGACUUCAGCUCCAGAGACAGAACACGCUUCCCUGACUCUGCUCCUGUCCAGACCAACAACUUCGACAGACGGAAUCGAAGCUUUGAAGGUGAACCAGACGCUAAGAAGAGCAGACCCGACGCACGGCGCGAUAGCUCCGGGUUCGACCGCUACCCCAAAAACUUUGAUGCUGUCCGCCGGCCCGAACCUCCUCCCCCUCCUGCACGCGCUGAUCUGCGGGACACCGACAGACGGGAGAUCAGAGACAGAGAUGAGCGCAGGCCUGUUGCUAGGCCCGUGGCCAGACCCGUGGCCAGACCCGUGGCCCGGCCCGUGACCCGACCUGUCACCAUGCCUGACCGACCAGCAGGGGGCAGAGCUCCUCCUCCAGCCAUGACCCACUCUCGCUCUGCCAGAGAUAGCGGCCACACUGGGUGGAAGAACGACAGCGGCAUUAACACCAAACCGGGUGAUGUGAGGGGAGCUGUGCGGAUGCGUCCAGAGCGUUCAGGACGAGAGGGUCCCGGUCCUGCCAUGAGAGGAGCACCACCAGCCAGCAGAGGCAGAGCCACCUUCAGCAGCAGAGAUGGAGGAAGACCUGCUGUGAUGGGGGAGCAGCAGCACUUCAGCAGUGGUCGGCAGGUAGUGGUGGAGAGGCAGGGGCGGGACCAGGGCCCGAGGAAGGAGUGGCAUGGGGGUGCUGGGUCUCAGAGCGGAGGCUUCCCCGACAGUCGGCGCAUGGGCGAGAGCCGGCCUGGCAUGAUGGCUCCACACUCCAGCCAUUCCUCUGCUGGCAUGAACAGAAUCGUGCAGAUCACCAACGCCCCAAUUGCCAGCAGCAGUGGGGGGUUCAAACCCUUUAAAGGAAGGUUCUAGCAUCCUCUUAGCAGUGUGCUCUUUUGCAGAAACCUAUAAAAUACCUUUUAUAACUUAAUUUCUGUCCUUUUUUAAGUAUGGAAUAUUUUAUGUUUUUAAAAGGUUGGACUGUGGCCGGCAGGUUUGUUGUAAAAGCUGUUUUUUUUUUUUUUUUUUUUUUUUUUGUAUAGAGCCUCGUUAGGAUUUGUUUCUGAACUCUGUUCUCCUGUGAUCUGUAAAAAUAUGCUAGUGCACAUACUUGUUACUUUAUACCUGAUACACAUCCUGGACUGACAGACUGUACAGUUUGAGUUCUUUUUUUAAACCUGCUUUUGUGUGUAAAAACUGCCCGUGUUAAAAAAAGAAAAACCCUGCUAACUGCUAAGGCCAGUGCUCCUGUUUCUGAUGUGAUUCUGCUCCCCUGCCCUGAUUAAUACGCCCGUGUGAAACUGAAGGGCUUGUUAAUGGGGUGAUUUGAAGUGUGGGCAGGGUUUAUAGGAAGAGGGAGGGGUUUGUUAGUGUUUAAGAUUUAAGGGGAGGGGUUUGCAGGACCGUCUGUGUGUAGUCGUAGACAUGCUGUGAUCUUUCUGCCUUUUUUUUUUUUGUUUGUUUUUUUCCAUUUAGAUUUUUUUUUUGCACCUCCCAUGCAGUUGACAGUUGAUUAAAUUAUACAGGUUGUUUAAUGUUUUCCUGUAAUUUUGUAGUUUCUGUAGAACAUAAAAAAAUACUUCUUUAAAUCUCUGUUAAACACAACAAAUAACAAAACACCACAGUAUAGCAGAUUCACUGACCAGGUUUCUUUUAAUCAGACUUUAAGUCCCUCGUCUAAGGCUUUUUGUUACACGUCCAUCUACUUUCACACACCGUGUUGGGCUACAUACAUAUUUGGUCAUAUGUACAUAAACCAUUGAAAUGCAAAGGAAUAAUGACCUUUUUAAUAUCCAGCUUUUGUCUUCUUUUUUUUUUUAUAUAUAUAACUUUGUCUUAAAUAUUUUGUGUAAAUAGACAUUAAAAGGACGUACAAAUAGAAACAAAUGGGUACAAAUGGGAUCGCUGAAUCGGAUCACUGUGCCUCGGUGCUACAGUUAGCUCUAAACAUGCGUCAUGAAAACAGCGUUUCUGUUUGUGUGUUGGGUCCUUUCAAUAAAUUCACAAGUAAAGUAAAGAAAAGAAAAGAAAAGAAAAAAAACCUUUGAGAACUGGUGUUUGUAUGGUAAUAGCAGAAAAACGCGUACAGGCUGAAUAUGAUUCAGUUAAAGAAGCUCACCAAUACAAAACAAACAAAGUAAAAUAAAACCUACACUUUUCAUUUAGCUUCUAAAAUGCUUUACUUUUCAAUUAGGGGACUAAUUACACUUGCAAUAAUGCUAUUUAUUUCACUUCACCCUGGGCCUGUCACAAUAAUCACAUUUUUAUAUGAUAAGGACAUGCCCUCAGUCAUUUUUGCUCACCUUGAUUUUGUCCAUUGUGUUUUUUUGUGUGUUUAUAUACAUACAAAUAAACUUUUCCAAUAUUUUAUCCA
This is a messenger RNA of Astyanax mexicanus (Mexican tetra), 4621 nucleotides long. It is a transcript of the gene sltm, whose product is annotated as SAFB-like, transcription modulator. NCBI's taxonomy places the organism in Eukaryota, Metazoa, Chordata, Actinopteri, Characiformes, Acestrorhamphidae. Gene Ontology annotation, biological process: regulation of transcription by RNA polymerase II; regulation of mRNA processing. Gene Ontology annotation, cellular component: nucleus. Gene Ontology annotation, molecular function: sequence-specific DNA binding; RNA binding. The transcript has 20 exons. Bases 58 to 3120 code for a protein of 1020 amino acids. The record is from RefSeq and is a predicted model, not a curated record.